UCUCCUAUUAAGUAUGAACUAAAUGUUUUUUAAAAUAGAUUCAUAAUUAUUUGAUAUGAAAUUUUAUAUUAAAUCACAAGCGAAAAGACCACUAAUAUAAAAAAUGUGAUAUGAAACAUCAAGUCCAAGUCAAGCAGUAAAAAACAAAAACACUAACAAAAACUACGUAAACAAAAGCAACAGCACUAACAAAAACAACAACAACAACGAGAACUGCUGAUAAUUAACCAAACAAUAGCGGCAAAACACGAUUCCAAGCCAUUCCAACAGCGUAGUUUUUAGUCAAUUUUUGUAUUCCAAUUUGAACGGUUGUGGUUUGUGGCGGUGGAGCGUAUCUUAUCAGAGUUUUCAUUAGAGUAGAAUUUUUGUGAUAAAUAAAUCCCGCCAACCAAGUGUUUGUUACAUUCAUUUAGUGCAAUUAUUUCCUAUAAACACAAUUAUACAAUUACAAAGUUGAAAUCAAUAAACUGCAAGCCAAGUAAACCAACUCUACCUCAAAAUGAUUGGAAUUAUUUUAUUGCUUGUAUUGGUCGUCAUAAUAGCCGGUUUCUACUUCUCCAAAACUACAAAGGAUAUGCCAAAAUCUUGGUAUGAAUGGAAGACAGAGUUUCGAUAUCAAUUUAUUGGCAUGACUGGUCUCAUACAUGACUUCUCCAACGAAAGCAACGACAGAGUCGAGCUCUACAAACAACCUGGACGUGUUGCUAUUAUCACUGGUGGUAAUCGGGGCAUUGGUCUUAGAAUUGUCGAGAAACUUUUAGCUUGUGAUAUUACCGUGAUUAUGGGUGUACGCGAUCCACAAAGCGCUGAAGCUGCCGUUAGUAAAAUAGUUGAUCUCAAAACCACCAAAGGCAAAUUGAUUUGUGAACAAUUGGAUGUUGGCGAAUUGAAAUCAGUAAGACAAUUCGCCGCAAAAAUACAAAAAGACUAUCCAAAAGUGGACAUAUUAAUAAAUAAUGCUGGCAUUAUGUUUGCUCCUUUUAAACUCACAUCCGAUGGAUUUGAGUCUCAUUUGGCUAUAAAUUACUUGGGUCACUUCUUGCUGACGCAUUUACUAUUGCCACAACUGAAAGCUGCAGGGACCGCAUCACAGAGAGCACGUGUCGUCAAUGUAUCUUCUUGUGUGAAUUUGAUUGGUCGUAUUAACUACAAUGAUAUAAACGGAGAAAAAUACUACUAUCCUGCCACUGCAUAUAGUCAAUCGAAAUUGGCUCAAAUCUUAGCCACACGCCACUUACAAAACUUAUUGGACAAAGAAGGCGCAUAUGUACAAGUUAAUGUUGUGCAUCCUGGCAUAGUUGAUACUGAUCUAUUCGAGCAUUCCGCCACAACUUCAGUGCCAUUCUUCAAAAAGCUCUGCUUCAAGACACCUGAACGCGGCUCACGUACAGUUGUUUAUGCAGCUAUAGCGCCGGAAAUUGAAGGUCAAGGCGGUAUUUAUUUCAGCAACUGCGUAAAAGGACCCAUGCAUCCUGCAGCUAAGAAUGCUGAGAAGUGUGAAAAGUUCUUCAAUUAUACUUGCGAACUGCUGAAAUUAAAUGAGAAGCAGUAAUUGAGGAAUACUUGAGUGUGGAAAAAAUGACAAGAGAAAUGAGAAGAGCGACUGGAAGAGUUAAAGGAUGUAUAUGAAGGCUUAGGAAUGAUUUAAGGGACAAUUUUAUAAAGAGCGCAAGUUUUCAAUUAGGCACAGUUAUGAAUUUGAAAACACAAU
Molecule: messenger RNA, 1711 nt
Organism: Teleopsis dalmanni
Lineage: Eukaryota; Metazoa; Arthropoda; Insecta; Diptera; Diopsidae
Product: dehydrogenase/reductase SDR family member on chromosome X-like
Exons: 6
Coding region: 500-1552 (350 amino acids)
Source: RefSeq, a predicted model, not a curated record